UACGUCCCUUCUAGCUCUUUCUCCUCUCUGACUCUGAAAUUGCAGGCUCCCUCUGGUCUCAGCUAACAUGCCCGCUGCUGCAUUUCUGUCGGUGCUAUUCUUCGCCGCCUUCCAUGUCGCCUUCUCCAUCACCGACGGAUUAUUGGCAAAUGGGAAUUUUGAGCUGGGCCCAAAGCCAUCGGACAUGAAAGGCACGGUGGUGAUUGGCGGCAGGAACGCCAUACCGGAGUGGGAGAUCUCAGGAUACGUAGAAUACAUAAGAUCAGGUCAAAAACAAGGGGACAUGUUGCUGGUUGUACCAGAAGGAGCUUAUGCUGUUAGGUUGGGCAACGAAGCCUCCAUAAAGCAAAGAAUAAAGGUGGUGAAAGGAAUGUACUAUUCCAUCACAUUUGUGGCAGCUCGCACAUGCGCACAAGACGAACGAUUAAACGUGUCGGUGUCUCCAGAUUCUGGAGUUUUACCAAUGCAAACGCUUUAUAGCAGCAAUGCUUUUGACGCCUAUGCCUGGGCUUUUCAAGCUGAGUACUCUGAGGUAGACUUGGUCAUUCAUAACCCUGGUGUUGAAGAAGACCCUGCUUGCGGACCACUCAUUGAUUCUGUCGCUCUCAAAUCUCUCUAUCCACCGAAACCCACCAAUAAGAACAUACUGAAGAACGGUGAUUUUGAAGAAGGGCCAUAUGUGUUCCCGAACUCAACAUCGGGCGUGUUGAUCCCACCAAACAUCGAAGACGACCACUCCCCACUGCCGGGGUGGAUGGUGGAGUCAUUGAAGGCGGUGAAGUACAUAGAUUUAGAGCAUUUCUCAGUCCCACAAGGGAGGAGAGCGGUGGAGCUUGUGGCGGGGAAAGAGAGUGCGAUAGCGCAAGUGGUGAGGACCAUACCAGGGAAGACGUACGUUCUGUCAUUUGCGGUGGGAGACGCCAAUAAUGCCUGUGAAGGGUCGAUGAUUGUGGAAGCAUACGCAGGCAAAGACACUGUUAAAGUGCCUUAUGAAUCCAAAGGCAAAGGCGGGUAUAAGCGUGCUGUUCUCAAGUUUGUGGCUGUAAGCACGAGAACACGCAUUAUGUUCCUGAGCACGUUCUACACCAUGAGAAGUGAUGACUUCUCUUCGCUGUGUGGACCUGUGGUUGAUGAUGUCAAGUUGCUCAGUCUUCGUAAACCAUAGCGAAUCAACCGGGGUGUGAAGCCAGUGUAAGCUGAUUAUGAGUUAAAAUUAUAUGCCAGUUCCCCAUAAUCUCCCAAACCCCUUCAUGUUAGGAAAAUGAUUGCAUAUUGUUAAUUUCCAAGAGAAAAAGAAGAUGUUCUGGUGUGAUUUCAAUGUUAUGGAAAAUAGAAGUGUGCAGUAUGUAUAAUGUAAUCCGUUGCUUCAUGACUGUGUAAUUGGUGUGCCCAAAUAAAUGGAAAACAAAAUAGAGAUCA
This is a messenger RNA of Neltuma alba, 1419 nucleotides long. RefSeq lists its product as uncharacterized. Gene Ontology annotation, cellular component: plant-type cell wall. NCBI's taxonomy places the organism in Eukaryota, Viridiplantae, Streptophyta, Magnoliopsida, Fabales, Fabaceae. The coding region runs from base 68 to 1165 and encodes 365 amino acids. The record is from RefSeq and is a predicted model, not a curated record. The transcript is spliced from 3 exons.